Haplochromis burtoni (Burton's mouthbrooder) is the source of this 3124-nucleotide messenger RNA. Its product is annotated as ankyrin repeat domain-containing protein 34B. Gene Ontology annotation, molecular function: protein binding. The transcript is spliced from 4 exons. Lineage: Eukaryota; Metazoa; Chordata; Actinopteri; Cichliformes; Cichlidae. The coding region runs from base 1 to 1467 and encodes 488 amino acids. The record is from RefSeq and is a predicted model, not a curated record.
AUGUUGGACCCUCUGUCAGACUGUAGCCCGCUCAUCAGUGCAGCAUCCUCUGGGAAGCUCCGUCUGGUCCGUCUGCUGGUAGACGGUGGAGCAGAGGUAAAUGGGCGCAACCCUAAAGGAGAGACAGCUCUGCUGGCUGCCUGCAAGGCCCUGAGAGGGGAGCCUGCUGGGCCUGAGACAAUUAAGCUCCUCACAUACCUCCUCCAGAACAAGGCAGAUCCUAAUGCACAAGACCGGGCGGGGCGUACUGCGCUGAUGUACGCCUGUAUGGAGCGUGCGGGAGCUCAGGUCGCAGCCACACUCCUUGCUGCAGGAGCCGACCCAAGCAUGGAGGAUUACUCUGGAGCCUCAGCUUUGGUCUACGCCAUCAACGCGCAGCAUCAGCCUACUCUGAAGGUAUUGAUGGAUGCAUGUCAGGUCAGAGGUCGUGACAUCAUCAUCAUUGCCACGGAGGUGGGUGUGCAUGGAGGCCCUGUGACCAGACGCUAUCUGAAUGUUCUCCCAUCCCCAAACACCUCACCGGUGUCCUGCAUGUCCCCAUCUGACAUCGUCCUGAAGACAGGCUCGCCAAACUCACCCGAGGGCGAAAACAUCUUCAACUUCAGAGCAACAAGCCAACGAGGAAGUAGCAGCAGCAUUAGCAGCAGACGUCCCUCCUGUGAACCACUGAGCCGGUGCAGCUCUCCCCCUCUCAGACAGAGAAUAUCAUCUGAACCCUGGCUAGCGAUUCACAACCUGGCCUGUCUGAACAGAGCUUAUGAGGAGGGCAGGAGGGAGAGGAGCCCACAGAAGGAGAGAGACAGAGAGGAUUUGAGAGGGGAGAGAGGAAGGAGUAAGGGUGAGGAAAAGGAGGAAGAAGAAAAGGAGUCCCAUUUUGAUCAGUCCAGAGUGGAAGAGAGGAGAAGAGGCAAGGUUCAAAGGAGAGAUAACGGAUAUGGAGGAGAGAAUUACAGCCGCAGCCAUGAGGAUUUCUCUUUGAAGACUUCUCAUUUAGUCGUCUCGCUCACUGAGAUGAGCUCGACUCAUGCAACCCCCGGCAGCGUGGUCCUCAAACGAUGUGUCACUCCUGCAGGGUCACUCUCAGACAAAAAGCUCCCCACCGGCCUGCCCCCUCACUCCCAGCUCCGCAGGAAUACCCUCCCCUCUGUCACAGUCGACCCUCCUCUACUUCACCUCCCUCCUUUGGGAAGCCAAUCCACAUCUCACCUCCAGGUUCCAACCCAGGUUUCACCAGCCAAAAGCAGAACCAUGGUGUUUCUGCCUCACCCACCCAGCUCCUCUCCUCCCUCUAGAGCAUCAGUGAGGCCAGCUCUACUCCCUCCACUGCCCUCAGCUUCCUCCGUCACCUCACUGGUUCCUCCUUCUGCCUCCUGCUACAACGAGAGAAACAGGAGGUCACUGCGUCGUCACUCGGUGCAGCUUGAACAGCUAAAAGGAGGAACACGGAUGAACUAUUUAGACAUGUGAGACCAUAUUAUAUUUGAAGGAUAAUGGUCCCAGCGUCAUUUUUACAAGUUAGGUUCGCCAGUACUUGGACUAGUUUUAGCCUCUACUGUAUAAUCAUGGGAAGAGAAAAGUUUGGAGAAGGAACAGAACAGAGGAUUUGAAGCAUACUGCAUGAUGAUAAGAAAAGGAAAUACUGACGAUCUAUCUUAAGCACCGCACAUCAUCCAUCAAACAUGGUCAAGGCAAUGGUAUAGACACAUGUCUGCCAGUGGAACAAGGAGUUUUUAUUGAUGGUGUGACUUUUGAUAGAAGUCACAGGAUACAUUCUGAAGUGUGCAGGGCUACAACACUUGGAUAAUGAAAGUAAAUGGGAUAUUCUUCAAUCGCCAACUCAGUUACCUGAUCGUAACCCAAUAAGACAUGUUUUAAGUGCUUUAAUUGUCUUCAGAUACUCCAGCUUCCACCCCACAAUCCAGAUAUGCAUGUCGUCUAGUGGUGACUCUAAAUGUAUGUUGUAGGUGUGAAUGUUAGCAUGAAUAGUGGUUUGGUCUCUGUGUUAAGCCUUUAACAAACUGUCCAGGGUGUAUGACAGCUGGGACAGGCUCCACCUCCCCUCAAAACUUUCAGUUAGAUACAGACACAGCCUCUGAAAAAUCCCUAAACAAUUAAUGAAACACUUUUGUUAGACCCCAUGACUCAAAGCUGAAAAACAGCAAUUGAGUUGCAUUUUGAUUGUUUGAUUUAACACUGUGGUGGUGUUCAGAGGCAAGUUAGGAGGGAAAAAAAAUUGUACUGCUGCCCAAAAGCUUACAGAGCUUACUGUAUACUCAGACUUGUGAUUCUGAGAUGGAGUACGGUUUAUUAACUAAUUUAACUUUAGAGGAUACCUGCUUAAAUUCUCAUUCAACAUGAGCAAGCAAUCAACUCAAAGCUUGCUGUGGAAACCAUUCACAAAUAUCUGGGUUCAAACACUAGUGUUUUGUCAGAGAAGUACAACGUGAACCAGCAGAACAUAAAGAAAUGCAAUGAAAAAGAUAUGAUAAGAAUAGUCAGUCAACAAAUAACUCAAACACACUAACAAUGGGAAAGUGGAUUAUUCUUAGAAUUAAGUAACUUAAGGUUUCUGCUUUUAAUUUCUGCAAAACUAAAUAAUGAAUUAUAAAUUAAUCCCUGGCUGCAGCUCUCUUGUUGAUUCUGUAUUAAACACAAUGGAGAUAUAAAUUGUAUGAAACAAAUAUUUAGAAAGAAAAAACUCACACAAACCUUUUGAAAACUGACUCCUGUUCAUCAACUUUUGCAUUUAUGUUGGAGGCAAAAAUUUAUAUUCAUGGCAAAAGGAGUGAAGUCAUUUUAUUUAUUUUUAAUAUGUAUCUACAACAAGGGGGACACAGGCAAAAAACGACUGACAACUUGAUGAAAAUUAAACAAAACAAAACAAAACAAAAAAAUACAUUAUCAAUGCAGAUUCCCACCUUUUUUCCAAUAAGUAAUAUUUUUUUUCGUCUAAAGAAACUUUACAAUAUAAAGAAACAUACGAAGGAACCUCUUAUUUUACUACACAAGACAUUUAGGAUCUGAAACUACCCUAACAUGAGAUACAAAGCAACUCCCCAAGGACAGACUGCCUCAUAUUCAAUACUGCUUUGUCAUCAAGAGGAAAAAUGAGGAACUGAACAGG